AUGGAAGUCGAGAACACUCAAAUGAUAACUAUUAUCAGUUCUAAUACAAUUGAAAGAAAGAAAAGUUUAUGGAUUAUAUUUUUGGCUUCGCUUUCGAUUCUUACUUUAAUUAUUCCAAUCAUUAUUAUAAUACCAGAAAAUGCAAAUGUCGAAGAAAUUCGAACAAUACAAUCGAUAGGAAGAACAUUAGCGACAACACUUCAAAAACAAAUGAAAUGGAAAAAAAAAGGAAUAACAAUUGCUGGAGGAUUAAAGUUUGGAAAGCAAUUAUAUUCUGCGAAAGGAAUAUCUCUCGAUGAUGAUAAUAAUAUUUAUAUUACUGAUAAUAUCCAAAAUUGUAUUGUUAAAUGGAAAAUUGGAUCAAAUAGCGGCGAAAUUAUUGUUAAUGGGGGUUUUGAUGGUGAUCUUGGUGAUGGAUUCAAUCAUCUGGAAGAUGUUAUUAUUGAUAAAUAUUAUAAUAAUUCUUUAAUUCUUUGUGAGCUUUCUAAUAAUCGAGUAAUUCGUUGGUUUCUCGAGAAGAAAACAGAUCCACAAAUUAUCGUUACUGAUGUUGAAUGCUCUAGUUUAGCAUUAGAUAAAGAUGGAUCUCUCUAUGUUGUUGAUCAAAAGGAUAAUAGUGUUAAACGAUGGAAACAAGGAGAGAAAAAUGGAACAACAGUUGCAGGUGGAAAUGGUCAAGGGAGUCGACUUGAUCAACUCUGGAAUCCAGGUUUUAUUCUAAUUGAUGACAAUUAUACUAUUUAUAUAUCAGAUACUUGGAAUAAUCGUAUAAUGAAAUGGGUAAAAAAUGCAACAGAAGGAAUUAUGUUCAAUGGAAUAAUAAAUCCAAACUUCUUAGAAAAACCUCAAGGAUUAGCAAUGGAUCGAUUAGGUCAAUUGUAUAUUGCCGACUCGGAAAAUCAUCGAAUUUUACGAUGGCGGGAAGGAGAAAAACAAGGCGAAAUUAUUAUUAAUGAAUAUGGUAAAGGAAGAUGGUCAGUUUACUUAAAUGAACCCAACGAUAUAUUAUUUGAUAGUCAAGGAAAUCUUAUUGUUAGUGAUAAUGGAAAUAGUCGAGUGCAAAAAUUUGUACUUGAUUUCGAUUAA
Molecule: messenger RNA, 1086 nt
Organism: Adineta ricciae
Lineage: Eukaryota; Metazoa; Rotifera; Eurotatoria; Adinetida; Adinetidae
Source: the annotation of a GenBank genome assembly